AACAAGGAAAUGAGCAAUAUAAAGUGUGUAAUGCUCCCGAUAGUAGUUUGCCUGAACUUCCACCCGAAGAUACAACUCCCUUAAACCAGAAAAAUAUCGGACGUGUUACAGAAAUUCUUUUAUCUGAUCCAAAUUCUGAAUUAAAUAAGGAAAUUGAUACAUUCGUUGAAAAGGAAAUAGAUAAGGAUGUAGAUAUGUCGCAUGGGAAAAAGCAAGGCGAUUACUUAGAAUUUGAAGACGAAACUGCUUUUUUG
Racocetra fulgida is the source of this 254-nucleotide messenger RNA. The record is from the annotation of a GenBank genome assembly. Lineage: Eukaryota; Fungi; Glomeromycota; Glomeromycetes; Diversisporales; Gigasporaceae.